AUGGCUGAUAAGAUACACAUAUGUCUGCUGGGACAGAUCAUUCUCUCACUGCUAUUUACAGAUGUGACUGCUGACAUCAAUGUGUUCACCAGUUCUGGUGAAAAUGUCAUUCUGUCUUGUAAUAAUCCUGUUCCUCAGUGUAACUCAACUACAUGGAUGUACAAACAAUAUAGUAGGUCAACUGCUGUAGACUUAUUUAUUGGAGGAAUAAAGAUGAUUUACAUAGAUAGAUCUGAGCGACUGAGUCUGACAUCUGACUGCUCUUUCAACAUCUACAAAACGACACAAGAUGAUCGAGGACUUUACAUCUGCCAACAAUAUGUGAAUAAAUAUCACUAUAGAACUUAUGCACGUGUUUAUCUACAUGUUCUCCAUGUGUUUUCAUCAGCCACACAGACUGAGAUAAGAGCACACACAUCUGUCACUCUCUACUGUCAGCUGUAUACAUAUGACUGUAAUAAUUUGGUCCAAGUUAAUGGAUUUCAGUUGGUGUGGGUGAAUCGGUCAGGUUUUGAGCUACAGACAAACUCCAGAUAUCAGAUUAAAUCACAACAUUCUUGUCUCGUCACUCUGACUACAACUCUCAUGAAUGAAGACAACAACACAGAGUUCAGAUGUGUACUUAAAAUGAGAAAUGACACCAAAACGAGAGCCAGCUAUACUCUGAAGUUUACAGAUUCAUCAGUAACUGAGACGACAUCAACAUCAAACCGAUUGGAAAGUGUAAACAGCAGUGAGUCUGGUGCAUCAUUCAUCAGAGUGAUUCUAUUGUUGAUGUGUCAGUGUUUGCUACUCCUACUGUCAUUCUUCUUCUGAUCAUCUGUGCAGGAAGACUUGAAAACAGAAGUCAGAAUGCUAAUCCAGAAGACGAUGAUAUCAGAAUAAAACACUCUAUGACUAACAGAGAAAAUUACAGCUACUCAUUAGAUGUUUCACCACUAGAUUUGAUCUUAAAGUGAACCAGUGUUCUAUUAUACACCCACUUAUAAAGUCUUGUUUCUGUAUUUCAGCUGAACAAUAAUAUCUUGCUUGAUUUUUUUAUAUAUUUAGAUUUUCACAUAUAGUUCUGCGCUCUUUAAAUCCUCUCUCUCUGAAUCGCUCUGAUUGGUUAAACUGGUUAGGCUGGCCCAGUCCCUUGUGAUUGGACAUCUGCUUAGAGCAUGUGUCAAAAAUGUCUCGAUGUGUGAUGUCAUGUGAUAUUGAUACAUGCUCGUUUUGCUAAAUUAUCACAGAAACUGUCAAUCAUUCAUGUGAAAAAUAUGUAAACCUUUAUUCAUGAAAAUAUCCAGCAAGGAGCAUCCAUCACCAUUUAAAUAAAAUCAUUUUAUGGUUUUAAAAAUCUUGCUGAUAAUUAAGUCCUUCC
Molecule: messenger RNA, 1363 nt
Organism: Triplophysa dalaica
Lineage: Eukaryota; Metazoa; Chordata; Actinopteri; Cypriniformes; Nemacheilidae
Exons: 6
Coding region: 1-816 (271 amino acids)
Biological process (GO): positive regulation of ERK1 and ERK2 cascade; interleukin-15-mediated signaling pathway; T cell activation
Cellular component (GO): external side of plasma membrane; membrane raft
Molecular function (GO): MHC class II protein binding; protein tyrosine kinase binding
Source: RefSeq, a predicted model, not a curated record